CAUUUAUUUAAAAAUUAUAUCCAGUCAUCGAAAAAAUUACAAAUGACGCGUUCCAUCGUCUUUGGGCACACAGAUGUAGGAAAUAUUGCCUUCAAAAAGCAAAACGUCGUCGUCGUAGGGUAGUAAACUUAAUUCUCCGAAAGCCCAGUGGCCACUCGAGAAUGCCCGAGAGAGUAGAGAUGGUUUUGGAGAAGGAAAAGUAAUUCCGGCUGGGUUUGGCGUCAAAAGCGCGGUGAUUUGGUACACUGUGUCCUCCGAGCGUGUGGAAGCAGAGGCUGAGCUGGUUGAGAAGACUGUGAGUCAGUGAAUUUGAGAGUUUGUUGAGUAGAAGGAAGAGAGAGAGCGAGCUUUGGUCAAACCAAUAUGAGGAAGCGAGAUUUGGCCAUUCUCAUGCUCUCCGCUUUCGCUAUCUUCUUCUCUCUUCAGCAUGAGGGCGAUUUCUCAUUCAGAGAGGCAUGGAUGCAUCUUUCCGAUGAGUACCCGAUCAAAUACGAAGGCGAUCGUCUUCCGCCGCCUAUCGUCGCCGAUCUCAACGGUGAUGGCAAGAAAGAAGUCCUCAUCGCCACCCACGAUGCCAAAAUUCAUGUUUUGGAACCCCACAGUAGGCGUGUGGAUGAAGGAUUCAGUAAUUCGCGUUUGCUGGCAGAAGUGAGCCUAUUGCCGGACAAAGUUCGUGUCUCUUCCGGUAGACGUGCCGUAGCAAUGGCGGCAGGCGUCAUCGAACGCGCUAAACCCGGGAGACCACCGAAGCAGGUCUUGGUUGUUGUUACGUCGGGCUGGUCCGUCAUGUGUUUCGAUUCCAACCUCAAAAAGCUAUGGGAAAAUAGUUUGCAGGAUGAUUUUCCGCACAAUGCUCAUCAUAGGGAGAUUGCAAUAUCAAUAAGCAAUUAUACCCUGAAGCAUGGCGAUGCUGGACUGGUGAUUGUUGGUGGAAGGAUGGAAGUUCAGCCUCAUAUUCUCUUGGAUCCUUUUGAAGAAAUUGCAAUGGGAGAUAAGAGUGCUGGGCAGCAUGGAAGAAGUGCUACUGAAAAGCCUUCUGAAAACUCAGGCGCUGCAGAUCUACGCCAUUUCAAAUUUUAUGCAUUUGCUGGUGGCUCUGGUACUAUUAGGUGGAGCGGAAGAAAUGAGAAUAUUGAAGGACAUUCUUCAGAUGCAUUGAUUCCACAGCAUAACUACAAGCUUGAUGUUCAGGCUCUUAAUAGUCGUCAUCCAGGAGAGUUUGAAUGUAGGGAAUUCAGAGAGUCGAUCUUGGGAGUUAUGCCACAUCAUUGGGAUAGGAGAGAAGAUACCAUGUUAAAACUGGCACACUUCAGGCGGCAUAAAAGGAAAACUUUGAAGAAAACACCAGGAAAGGCUACAAGCUUGCCUUUUUACAAGCCCCAGGAGAAUCAUCCUCCAGGGAAGGACUCCACCAAGAAAAUUUCAAACUUCAUUGGAAAAGCAGCAGAGUAUGCUGGUUCUGCAAAAUCCAAAAAGCCGUUUCAUUAUGUUCCUACAAUUACAAACUACACUCAACUUUGGUGGCUUCCGAAUGUUGUUGUGGCUCAUCAGAAGGAAGGAAUUGAAGCUGUUCAUUUAGCAACUGGUCGCACUCUUUGUAAGCUUCAUCUUCAAGAAGGUGGCCUUCAUGCUGAUAUUAAUGGUGAUGGAGUGCUAGAUCAUGUCCAGGCUGUAGGGGGAAAUGGUGCUGAGCAGACUGUUGUUAGUGGAUCCAUGGAAGUACUCCGACCAUGUUGGGCAGUUGCAACAUCAGGUGUACCAGUUCGAGAACAGCUAUUUAACGCUUCUAUAUGUCAUCACUCCCCUUUUAACUUUUUCCAGCAUGGAGAAUUUUCUAGAAACUUUGGUCGAAGCCAAGAUGUAGCUUCCUUGGAGGUUGCAACUCCAAUUCUCAUCCCAAGAGAUGAUGGCCAUAGGCAUCGUAAGGGUAGCCAUGGUGAUGUUGUCUUCUUGACAAAUAGAGGGGAGGUGACAUCAUACUCCCCUGGUUUGCAUGGACAUGGUGCUAUUUGGCAGUGGCAGCUCACAACGGGUGCUGCGUGGUCUAAUCUUCCAUCACCUUCAGGGUUGAUGGAAGCUGGUACUGUAGUCCCUACACUGAAGGCAUUCUCACUGCGUGGUCAUGAUAAUCAACAAAUGAUACUUGCAGCAGGAGAACAAGAGGCUGUAGUAAUUUCUCCUGGAGGAAGUAUCUUGGCAUCUGUUGACCUUCCUGCACCACCUACACAUGCCCUGGUAUGUGAGGAUUUCUCAAAUGAUGGACUCACUGACAUUAUUCUCGUGACCUCUACUGGCAUGUAUGGUUUCGUCCAGACUAGGCAACCAGGAGCUCUCUUCUUCAGCACAUUGGUUGGUUGCCUUAUACUCGUAAUGGGAGUCAUAUUUGUCUCGCAACACCUGAAUUCUAUUAAGGGGAAGCCUCGAGUUUCAUCUGGUGGCCUUUGAAUCCUUACUUAUAGACAGUAUAUUAACUGAACAUUGUCAACCCUGAAAAAGCCACUGAAAUGUCGAGAAGUUACUUCAGGCCAGUGUCUGCAUCAGAUCAAGGAUUACAUACCUUAUGGAUAUGAGAUUGUUAACCCUCUUCCUUCUGUUGCAGAAUGUACUUGAGGAUGAGCCUUUGCUUUGUAAAACAUUUAAUAUGUAUCUUUGUAGCAAGGCUUCCAGACAGAUAUCCUUAAAGGUUUUUUGGGUAUUUUAAAACCAAUCAUUUAGUCGUUGUAAAAUAUGGCUGCAUAUGGCAUGGCAAGUAAUAGUCCCGAAACUUUGUGAA
Messenger RNA from Ziziphus jujuba (common jujube), 2773 nucleotides. RefSeq lists its product as uncharacterized. The transcript is spliced from 13 exons. The record is from RefSeq and is a predicted model, not a curated record. Lineage: Eukaryota; Viridiplantae; Streptophyta; Magnoliopsida; Rosales; Rhamnaceae. The coding region runs from base 364 to 2445 and encodes 693 amino acids.